Molecule: messenger RNA, 1407 nt
Organism: Miscanthus lutarioriparius
Lineage: Eukaryota; Viridiplantae; Streptophyta; Magnoliopsida; Poales; Poaceae
Source: the annotation of a GenBank genome assembly
AUGGCGCUCGGCGAGGGCGGGGAUCACGGCGCCGCCACCCUGCCCCUCAUCGCGGACCAGGCGAAACAUGGCGGCGGCGGCGGCAUCGUCCGAAGCGGGAGCAUGUGGACGGCGGCGGCGCACGUGAUCACGGCGGUGAUCGGGUCCGGCGUGCUGUCGCUAGCGUGGAGCAUCGCGCAGCUGGGGUGGGUGGCCGGCCCGGCCGCCAUGCUCGUCUUUGCGGCCGUGACGGCGCUCCAGUCCACGCUCUUCGCCGAUUGCUACCGGUCGCCGGACCCCGAGCACGGCCCGCACCGCAACCGCACCUACGCCAAAGCCGUCGACCGCAACCUUGGUAGCAGCAGCUCGUGGAUGUGCAUGCUGCUGCAGCACACGGCCCUGUUCGGCUACGGCAUCGCCUACACCAUCACGGCCUCCAUCAGCUGCAGGGCGAUUCUGAAGGCGAACUGCUACCACGAGCAUGGGCACGACGCACACUGCGACUACGGUGGCAGCUACUACAUGCUCGUCUUCGGCGCCGCCCAGCUCCUCCUCUCCUUCAUACCGGACUUCCACGACAUGGCGUGGCUCUCCGUCGUCGCCGCGGUCAUGUCGUUCUCCUACGCCUUCAUCGGCUUUGGCCUCGGCCUCGCAACAACCAUUGCUAACGGGACGAUCAAAGGAAGCAUAACAGGUGUUAAGAUGAGGACGCCUAUGCAGAAGGUUUGGCGCGUCUCGCAGGCCAUCGGCGACAUUGCCUUCGCGUACCCGUACUCCUUGAUCCUCCUGGAAAUACAGGACACCCUAAAGUCACCACCGGCCGAGAACAAGACGAUGAAGAGGGCAUCGAUGAUCUCGAUCCUUGUCACGACAUUCUUCUACCUCUGCUGCGGCUGCUUCGGCUACGCCGCCUUCGGGAGCGACGCGCCGGGCAACCUCCUUACCGGCUUCGGCUUCUACGAGCCCUACUGGCUCAUCGACUUCGCCAACGCGUGCAUCAUCCUCCACCUGCUGGGCGGGUACCAGGUAUACAGCCAGCCGAUCUUCCAGUUCGCGGACAGGUUCUUCGCGGAGCGGUUCCCGGACAGCGGGUUCGUGAACGACUUCCACACCGUCCGGUUCGCGUGCCUGCCGGCGUGCCGGGUGAACCUGCUGCGCGUGUGCUUCCGGACGCUGUACGUGGCGUCCACGACGGCGGUGGCCGUGGCGUUCCCCUACUUCAACGAGGUGCUGGCGCUGCUGGGCGCGCUCAACUUCUGGCCGCUGGCCAUCUACUUCCCCGUGGAGAUGUACUUCAUCCAGCGGAACGUGCCCCGGUGGUCCGCCCGCUGGGUCGUCCUGCAGACCUUCAGCGUCGUCUGCCUCCUCGUCAGCGCCUUCGCACUCGUCGGCUCCAUCGAGGGGCUAAUCACCCAGAAGCUAGGCUAG